Dermatophagoides pteronyssinus (European house dust mite) is the source of this 810-nucleotide messenger RNA. RefSeq names its product RCC1 and BTB domain-containing protein 2-like. Gene Ontology annotation, molecular function: protein binding. The record is from RefSeq and is a predicted model, not a curated record. NCBI's taxonomy places the organism in Eukaryota, Metazoa, Arthropoda, Arachnida, Sarcoptiformes, Pyroglyphidae.
GUGUAUUACACAUUUUGUGAUUGUUUGUUUAUGUGUGUGUUUUAGCAGACCAGUGUUGAAAACCUUUUUUUUUGCUGCAAACAAAACUAAAUUUUCAAGAAAAAAAAACAAUGAAAAUAAUACCAACCGAUACUUGGGUGGAUAUUGGAUUAUUUCAAAAUGAUUUAAAAGAUAUUGAUCCGGAAUUUAUUCCAAACAUUGUUUCCGUUUUUAAAAUAUCCUCUCAUGAUAGUGAUAUGGGUUUUCUAUUUAUUACCAAUAAUAAUGCUACCUAUGCUUAUGGUGAAGAAAUAUGCAAGUGGCUAUCGUUACAACAUAAUCCAAAACAACCACAACAGAUUGACAUUUUGAAUGGCAAGAAAAUUAUACAAGCCAAUUCUGGUUAUAAUUUUGUUGUCGUUCUAACUGAUGAUGGACGAGUGUAUCUAGCCAGUGGUGAUUCAAAUUGGCAAACGAACAAUACUUUUCGAUUGAUCUCUAUCGGUAAUGAUCGUUUUGAAAUGAUAGCAUGUGGACAGCAUCAUUUGUUGUUGUUACAACAAGAAGGAACUGUUUUUGCUUUGGGAGAAAAUGAAUAUGGUCAAUUGACCGGUAAUUUACCGGAAUCGUAUGAUGAACUUGUGGACACUGGUUUGAAUAAUGUCAAAAUAAUAGCUUGUGGAGUGAACAUAGCCUUGCUCUUACCAAUACGAAUGAAAUUUAUUCCUGGGGCUGGAAUAAGAAUGGACAGUUAGGUCUAGGGGAUACAAAUGACCGAAGAACACCUUCACUUGUUUUAUUUCCUGAUGGUUCGAUUAAUAGCCAAAUCAA